CUUUUUGACCGCGAGAGCAAGGUGCCACGUUCCAGAUUAGAGAUGACCACUCUCCACUUGCAAGCUGACCGAAUACGUUCAUUGUUCUUAGACACCAGAUACUUUUGGAUUCUCGCUCUCCUUGUCGUUGCAUCAGAUGCCAUUCUUGUCAGUCUCAUCGUUCAUUUUGUUCCCUAUACGGAGAUUGACUGGGAAACUUAUAUGAUACAAGUUGAAACGUAUAUAAAGGGACAACGCGAUUACUCCCAAAUCUCUGGCCCAACAGGACCUCUUGUCUAUCCGGCAGGACAUGUUUACAUUCACCAAUUUCUCCAUUUCAUCUGCGACUUUGGCAAGAAUAUCAAGCUGGCCCAGUACAUUUACUCUGGCUUAUACUUGCUUUCCAUUAUGCUGUCAUGCGCUAUCUACCGGCAAGCUGGGACAUCAAAUUGGGUGGUUCUCCUACUGCCUCUGAGCAAACGUCUCCACUCCAUCUACGUGCUGCGUCUUUUCAAUGACUGCUGGUCUGUGGUAGCCAUGCAAGCAGCAGUACUGGCGUAUCAGUUGGGCAAAGAUGAUAUUGGGACUUUAUUUUUCAGUGCUGCAUUGUCCGUCAAGAUGUCGAUCAUACUGUACCUUCCGGGACUUCUCGUUAUCUUGUUCAAGAAAAGAGGAUUUCUUUAUACCAUUCAAAAGCUCCUCGUCAUCUUCGCCACCCAGGUCCUUAUUGCAUUCCCUUUUAUUCGGGAUAACUGGAGAGAGUAUGUUCAAGGGGCGUUUAAUUUGUCGCGUGUGUUUCUCUACAAGUGGACGGUAAACUGGCGGAUGGUCUCCGAAGAAACUUUUCUAAGUCCUCAGUGGAAGAGAGCACUGCUAUUGGGACAUGUCUGUACACUCAUCGCCUUUGGGUGGAACCGGUGGUGUAAACGGGACGGGGGAGUGCCUCAAGUCCUUCUACGAGGAUUACGACGUCCUACCCUUCCAGCAAGUCUAAUCUCAGUGACAGCGGAAUCUAUCGCUGCCAUUCUGUUCACUUCCAAUCUUAUUGGCGUCCUCUUCGCAAGGUCUCUCCACUACCAGUUCUAUUGUUGGUAUGCUCAACAGCUCCCAUUUUUAACUUGGAAGACACGGUAUCCUCUAGUGGUCAAGCUCGCCCUUCUUGUAGGUGUAGAAUAUGCAUGGAAUAUUUUUCCUUCGACCUCGGCGUCGUCUGCUAUCUUAUUUAUAUCAAACUCUCUUCUUCUUGCUGGGUUAUAUGUAUCCGAGUAA
Guyanagaster necrorhizus is the source of this 1248-nucleotide messenger RNA. Its product is annotated as glycosyltransferase family 58 protein. Gene Ontology annotation, molecular function: dol-P-Man:Man(5)GlcNAc(2)-PP-Dol alpha-1,3-mannosyltransferase activity. The coding region runs from base 43 to 1248 and encodes 401 amino acids. Gene Ontology annotation, cellular component: endoplasmic reticulum. The transcript is spliced from 6 exons. The record is from RefSeq and is a predicted model, not a curated record. NCBI's taxonomy places the organism in Eukaryota, Fungi, Basidiomycota, Agaricomycetes, Agaricales, Physalacriaceae.